UAGAAGUUUUACAAGGCGAUGAUAAUAUUAAUUGUCUAUUUAAACACGGAUCAACUAGGAGGGUUCAUCCAUUCAUCAGUUGAUUGUGAAUGACUUCGCAUGCGCUACAGCCAUGGGGAAGCCACCAACGUUGCCAUUAAUUGUUGUGCUACAGGGAGUCAGCCUGAUUGCACUAGUUCAAUCAUCGAUCAUCACCAAGCCAGCAACAUGUCCAUGUUCCCCUAGCCCACCAGGCCCAGUGCUCAGCCCUUGCAGUGAUGCUGACAUUUCCGAAUACGAUCUGGAGAGCUUGAGGAGCAACAUAUGCAAUAACAAUAAAAUCCUCAUCUGCCUGUCCAAAAUCAUUGAAGCCAUCAGGAACAGUGGCCAAGACAACAGCAAUGCUGUAUCGCCCUGUGGUUGUCAGAAACAUUUAGACCAUGUUGAUUACAAUCAUGGAGAAUAUCAUGUGCCAAUAGUACAUCAUGAGCAUCAUGUACCGAUAGAGCAACAUGAGCCAAUAAUUCACGUACCAGUAGAACAUCAUGAGCAUUAUAUACCACCUGUAAUUCAUGAUGAGCAUCAUGUGCCAAUAGAUUAUCAUGAACACCCAGUUGUUUAUGAACAUCAUGAUCAUCAUGUACCAGUAAUUCAUGAACAUCAUGUGCCAGAAAUUCAUGAACAUCAUGUCCCAGUAAUUCACGAGCAUCAUGUUCCAGUAGUUCAUGAACAUCAUGUACCAGUAAUUCAUGAACACCAUGUGCCAGUAAUUCAUGAGCACCAUGUGCCAGUAAUUCAUGAGCAUCUUGUGCCAGAAAUUCAUGAGCACCAUGUGCCAGUAAUUCAUGAACACCAUGUGCCAGUAAUUCAUGAGCAUCAUGUGCCAGAAAUUCAUGAGCAUCAUGUGCCUGUAAUUCAUGAACAUCAUGUGCCAGAAAUUCAUGAGCAUCAUGAGCCAGUGAUUCACGAACAUUAUGAGCAUCAUGUGCCAGUAAUUCAUGAACAUCAUGAGCAUCAUGUGCCAGUAAUUCAUGAACAUCAUGAGCAUUAUGUGCCAGUAAUUCAUGAACAUCAUGAGCAUAACGUGCCAGUAAUUCAUCAUGGAGAACAUCUUGACCAUUAUGUACCAGUAUUACAUCAUGAAGAUAUUGAAUAUCAUCAGCACGAGAAUCAUGGACAUCAAGCUCAAAAAGAUGAUUAUAAUCAAGAUCAUCAACACCAUAAUCAUGAAGUUCAGCAUGUAAUACACUAUGAAGAUGAUACUCAUAAAGGAGGAAAAAUUAAAAUAGAGGAAGAAAUAAAGAAGACAACGACUCAUGUAACAGAAGACUCCAAGAAGAAAGUUACUGAAAUUGAUGGAGAUUCACAUUCACAUUCUUCUUUUGUAGAUUCAAACUCAGAGCUGGCUUUUUACAGUGCAGAUGGAGUGGAUUCAGACAUUCAUCAUCAUGGUGACAAAGCCUAUGUAUCUAGUUCUGCCACUGAUGUUAAUAAGGAAGUAUCGAAUGUGAGUAUUGGAGAAACAAGUGCUCAUUCAAAAUCCAUUGCAGAUACAACCCAAGUGAAUUCUGGUUAUUUAACAGGGGUUUCCACUGAGCAUUCCAUAAAAAGUACAGAAGUGGAGAAAAAACAAGUUGAUGUUUCUGCAUCCACAGUGAUUGCCUCAGAAAAGUCAUCAACAGAAUAUGAAACAUUAGGACAAGACCAUCAAGCUGAUUACCAAAAUCUAGACCAUCAUCAUGUGGAUCACCACCACAUAGAUCAUCAUCUAGAUCACCAACAUGUGGAUUAUCACCAAGAUCAACAUCAUGUGGAUCAUUAUUCAGAUCACCACCAUGUGGAUCAUCAUCUAGAUCAGCAUCAUGCGGAUCAUGAUGUCCAUCAUCAUCUAGAUCAUCACCAUGUCGAUCACCAUGUGGAUCAUCAUAUAGAUCACUAUGUGGAUCACCAUAUAGAUCACCAUGUGGAUCACCAUAUAGAUCAUCAUGUGGAUCAUCAUAUAGAUCACCAACAUGCCGAUUACCACAAUGGACAUGUGGAACAUGUAGAUUACAUUCAUGGACAUGACCAACAUGUGGAUUACCAAGUUGAUUAUCAUCCAGAUCACCAUCAUGUUGAACAUGAUGUUCAUCAUCAUCUAGAUCACCAUCAUGUGGAUCAUCAUAUAGAUCAUCAUGUAGAUCACCAUCAUGUGGAUCAUCAUAUAGAUCACCAUAUAGAUCAUCAUGUAGAUCAUCAUAUAGAUCACCAUCUGGACCACCAUAUAGAUCAACAUGUAGAUCAUCAUCAUGGAAAUGACCAUGUGGAUUGUCAUCAUGGACAUGACCAUGUGGAUUACAUUGAUGGACAUGGCCAUGUGGAUUACAUUCAUGGACAUAACCAUAAUCUAGUUUACCAUCAUGAACAUGAUAAACCUGUGGUUUAUGUUGAACAAGGUGAAGGAAGUGUUGCUGGAUGUGACAAAUGCUCGAAAACUGUUGAACCAGAGGUGUAUGGAUGUAAAAAAUGUUCGAAAAUUAUUGCACCAGAGGUGAAUGGAUGUGGUGCUGCUGUCCCAAUUGUACCACAUGACCAUGUGGAUUACAUUCAUGGACAUGACCAAGUGGAUCACAUUCAUGGACUUAACCAUCAUCUAGUUUACCAUCAUGGACACGAUAAACCUGUGGUUUAUGUUGAACAAGGUGAAGGAAGUGUUGGAGGAUGUGGAAAAUGCUCGAAAACUAUUACACCAGAGGUGAGUGCUGCUGUCCCAAUUGUACCAAGCAUAAAUCAACAUUAUCAGCCGAUAUUUUACCCUUACUAUGGUAUCCCACCAUAUUUUACAGGACCAACAAAUGGAUCACCAUGUUCCCAAACUGGUGUCGUCCUUCCUGAUGUCACCCAACAGUAUCUGAAACCGAAUUUCUGGGAAUACCCUUACCCUUGGUUCCUGUAUUCAUUGCCUCCUGUUCCCCCCUGCGGUAACAAUAUCCAUCAAGAAUUUGUUGUUGAGCGAAAUUGUUCUCACGAGCACAAGUUCCCGGUUUGCCAUGGAAUUCCAGACCAGCACAUUUGGACUGGCGACUGCAUUGAGAAUACUCGCUCUGUGAUUGUGACCCCUCCAUGCAAUCAGGACAUCAACUGCCACAAAAUCACCAGACAUGUCACGCACAACCUUGGAGGCUCUGGUACCACCAACUCUAAAUGCAUCACCAACAUUGUCUCCAAGCAAAUUCACAAAUAAAACACAAUAAAAAGUGAAGAAUUUUUCCAAAUUCUAGAACAAUUUUAGAAUGGAACGAAGCAUUUUGAAAAGGAUGUUCUCUAUCCUGAAAGUUACAUAAAAUAUUGCUCUUGUAGAUUGAUCAAACCAAGACAAGUUUUUUAUCAAAAGUAAAAGACAAAACUUUUGAGUAUUUUCAAAAUACAGUAGCUUUUUUAUGAAUAUAAGAUGUUCUAAUUUCAAUUCAUUCAAAACAAAAAUAUGACCAACUUCCUUGUUCCUUCUCACUAUAGAAUAACGAAAGUCAGUGAGAUAGAAAAUUGAGUUUGUAGAGGGUUUUGAGAAUAAAACACACUCUUCUCAAACAAUCUCAUGACUGCAAUUUCAAACUAAUUCAAGUUUAAAUUUCAUGUGAAAUUCAAUCAAACUAAUUCAAGUUUAAAUGUAAUGUAAAAUUCUAUUAUUGAUUGUAUGCAAAUGAAUUGUUAUCUUACUAAAUUAUUGUUGGAUUGUUUUUGUAGUAUAUUAAUCUCUGUCAAUAAACUGUUUAUCUCUU
Nilaparvata lugens (brown planthopper) is the source of this 3737-nucleotide messenger RNA. RefSeq lists its product as uncharacterized. Lineage: Eukaryota; Metazoa; Arthropoda; Insecta; Hemiptera; Delphacidae. The record is from RefSeq and is a predicted model, not a curated record. Bases 113 to 3202 code for a protein of 1029 amino acids. The transcript has 2 exons.